AUGGAUGCCCAGACACUGGUAAAUAGAUACAAGAAAGAGGGUUUGUUCGAUUUGAAGCGGCGCGAGUUGCUGGACAAUUUUGUUGCUUCGGAUGACUCAAAGCUAAACGAGCUUUUGGUGAAGCUGAUUGACCUCAAAGUGGAAAAGGACCCGGGAAUUCUUACUCAGAACAAAGGCCGAUUGGUGGCACUGAUACAGACUGAUCUGCUGAAACGCCAAUCGAGCAGGCCAUCAGGCGACAAAACACACGAAGAGGCAAUUGUGGACGAGAUCAACGAGCUAUUGACAGGGUAUGUAACCAAAGUGGUGGACGAUAACAAGGAGCUUAACGAAGAGCUGACGAGCAAGCUAAACGAAAUGAGACAAGGCGCCGAAUCCUCAUGA
Molecule: messenger RNA, 384 nt
Organism: Ogataea haglerorum
Lineage: Eukaryota; Fungi; Ascomycota; Pichiomycetes; Pichiales; Pichiaceae
Exons: 1
Coding region: 1-384 (127 amino acids)
Source: RefSeq, a predicted model, not a curated record